AUGCCACCCAAUCCCUCGGUUCCUGCCAUUGCUUGGAGUUUGCCGGCCACAUUUAUUGUUUUCUGUCACGGGCAUCUUGUUGGGAUCCCCGGCAGGGAUAUUGCCUGUCAACGCUCACGUCUGGGACCGCGGGUCUUCCGGAACAACCUGACAGGGCCAAGCCAUGUCCUUGACCUCCUCAUCUUUCGUUUCAUCCUACACGUCACUGUCGAUGUUACCCUCCAAUAUUUUGACCGCCAGUCCGGUGAGAGCUGGGUCAGUAAUUUCCCCAACUUCCCUGCAACCCCCUGGGGAAAUAUGCAGCCUCAUCUGCCAGCCAGAAUCGCGACAACGUGGGUGUUGGCAGCAGGCAGGCAUCUAGGUAAUUUGAUGCACGACGUUCCUAAUAAUCGGUUGGACGAUAUGAAGUACGAUGACUUGCCCAAGUUGGUCGUCGCCGGGGGGGGGGGGGAUAGUGAUGACGAUAAUCACAACAACCUGGAAAUCACGCACACGGGCGCUUCCUCCCGCUCCCCUUUCAUACAAUGCCGAGGCUACGUACCGAUUCCGCACUCUACGGUGCUCGUGCCGCGCCACAUGGGUGUGGACCGUUUCUUGAUCGUCCUCAGCCAUACAAGUGUAUUGCGGCAACGCCACAAGUCCCGACGAAAAACAUGGGAGUUGGUCCCCUGCCCUCUAACGAUCCAUCACCCCGUCCAACGAACGCCAGACGGCCACGUCGUCAAGAACCCCCACCAGAGCUUCGCUCCUACCGUAGAUUCCCCCAAAACGACGGUCCGCGUCACGUUUAAUUUGGCUCAAAUUCCCAAGAUAGCCAAAACCAUCCAACCAUUCGCGCAGGAACCCGCCCCCAGCCUAGUAAGCGGGAAGCCCGCACACAAAAUGACAGCCGAGAAUAUGGACGUCGUGCCUCACACCAGCACCGACACCCCCCAAAUCCAACCGGCCGCCCGCGGGAUGGUGGGAUGGUGGGAUGACGGAUUUGAUAUGUGGUUGAGUUAUCAAAACGUGAUUUCCAUGCUCGGUCAGAGGGGCCUCAACUCUGUGGUGUCGGAUGAGGAACCUGUUGAGGCCUUCGUGGUGCACACCCGCGCCUAG
Messenger RNA from Sodiomyces alkalinus F11, 1098 nucleotides. RefSeq lists its product as hypothetical. The transcript has 11 exons. The coding region runs from base 1 to 1098 and encodes 365 amino acids. Lineage: Eukaryota; Fungi; Ascomycota; Sordariomycetes; Glomerellales; Plectosphaerellaceae. The record is from RefSeq and is a predicted model, not a curated record.